AUGGGACUACCCAUAGGUCAUGUAGCAGUAUAUUACAGAGGAGGAGCAUUAUUAAGGCAGACGAGCAGUCCUGGUUUCCAUAUGAUGAUUCCAUUUAUUACAACAUUUAGAUCAAUACAAGUUACACUACAAACAGAUGAAGUAAAGAAUGUUCCAUGUGGUACAAGUGGUGGUGUAAUGAUUUAUUUUGAUAGAAUUGAAGUUGUAAAUAUUUUAAAUCCUCCUAGUGUAUUUGAUAUUGUGAAAAAUUAUACUGCUGACUAUGACAAAACAUUAAUAUUCAAUAAAGUUCAUCAUGAAUUGAAUCAAUUUUGCAGCAUUCAUAAUCUUCAAGAAGUAUAUAUUGAUUUAUUUGAUCAAAUUGAUGAAAAUUUAAAGCUUGCUCUUCAGAAAGAUUUAAAUCUUAUGGCACCUGGAUUAUUUAUUCAAGCUGUAAGAGUAACAAAACCAAAAAUUCCAGAGACAAUAAGAAAAAAUUAUGAAGCUAUGGAAGGUGAAAAAACUAAACUUCUAAUAGCUGCACAGAAGCAGAAAGUUGUUGAAAAAGAUGCUGAAACAGAAAGAAGGAAAGCAGAAAUAGAUGCUGAGAAAGUAGCUUCUGUAGCAAAAAUCCAGUUUGAACAAAAAAUCAUGGAAAAGGAAUCUUUAAAAAAAAUUGCAUUUAUAGAAGAUGAAAUGCAAUUGGCAAGAAGAAAAAUGGAAGCUGAUGCGGAAUAUUAUACUAAGCAAAAGCUCUCAGAAUCAAAUAAGGUAUUUUAUAUUUAA
Centruroides sculpturatus (bark scorpion) is the source of this 765-nucleotide messenger RNA. RefSeq names its product erlin-2-like. Gene Ontology annotation, molecular function: ubiquitin protein ligase binding; cholesterol binding. Bases 1 to 765 code for a protein of 254 amino acids. Gene Ontology annotation, cellular component: endoplasmic reticulum membrane; endoplasmic reticulum. NCBI's taxonomy places the organism in Eukaryota, Metazoa, Arthropoda, Arachnida, Scorpiones, Buthidae. Gene Ontology annotation, biological process: SREBP signaling pathway. The record is from RefSeq and is a predicted model, not a curated record. The transcript has 10 exons.